Messenger RNA from Phaeoacremonium minimum UCRPA7, 2649 nucleotides. RefSeq names its product putative transmembrane gtpase fzo1 protein. Lineage: Eukaryota; Fungi; Ascomycota; Sordariomycetes; Togniniales; Togniniaceae. Gene Ontology annotation, cellular component: mitochondrial outer membrane. The coding region runs from base 1 to 2649 and encodes 882 amino acids. The transcript has a single exon. Gene Ontology annotation, biological process: mitochondrial fusion. Gene Ontology annotation, molecular function: GTPase activity; GTP binding. The record is from RefSeq and is a predicted model, not a curated record.
AUGACCGUCGGCACCGGUGAGUCUGCGCACGCAGCUCAUCUCCGAGCGCUCAUCGACACUGACUCUGGGUAUGGAGGGAGCACGGCCGGCGAGGAAGUAAGCGCCUCGACUCUCGUCCCUGGCUCUCCCGCCUGGGACUCUGCUCUACAGGAAGACAGACCAAUGCAUUCGCAGUCCUCUCACUCCCACGCGCGCGUCGACGCAGACCACCGCAUGCAGCCCGGCGCCAUCCACCAGCUAUGGUACAACCAGCACCGAGUGGCCCUCAACCGCUCGAUCAAUAAAGUCAUUGAGCUGCUUAAAGGACUGCAAGAGAUGAACGUCACCUGGCCGGCCCAUUAUCCCUCCGUCCAGAGAGCCGACACACAACGACCUCCCUCGCGACCCGGCUUUCAGCAUACGCAGUCUAUCGCUGCCGAAGCACACUCGUCCUCUCCCUCCUCCCCGACUGCUCCUGUGAGACCGCUACGACGUGCGAUGACAUCCCUCGAAGACCACCACGAAGCAGAGUCAAGCCAGGCUGCGGAGAAGCGCACAGCUGCUGCCGAACCUCGCCUCGUGACGCCUCAGAUUGCUCAGGAAUUCUCAAUUUUGAAGUUAGAUUUGAAGCUUGGGUCAUUGCACCAGACCGAACUGGUUCAUUCGCUGGAAAAGGGAUCGAUUGCAUCGCUGCUGGAUGGCAAGAUCAGUUCCAGCAUCAAGCACCUACUCUCGCUGCGUGAGCGUAUCGAAGACACAUCAAGCAAGGUUCUGAUUACCGGAGAUUUGAACGCCGGCAAGUCCACAUUUUGCAAUGCCCUUCUAAGGAGAAAGGUUCUACCCGAGGAUCAGCAACCUUGCACCAGCAUUUUCUGUGAGGUUCUCGAUGCGGGAGAGAACGGUGGGAUCGAGGAGGUGCAUGCGGUUCAUAAAGACUCCGUCUACAACCGUAACGACGAGACAACAUACGAUGUCUUUUCCCUGCAAGAGCUCGAGAAGAUCGUCUUGGACAACUCGACUUACAUGCAGUGCAAAGUCUAUGUAAAGGACGUUCGAACAAUUGACGAGUCACUGCUCAACAAUGGCGUGGUCGAUAUUGCUCUGAUUGAUGCUCCAGGUCUAAACUCCGAUACCACAAAGACGACAGCUGUCUUUGCUCGACAGGAGGAAAUCGACGUUGUCGUAUUUGUGGUAUCUGCAGCGAACCAUUUCACCAUGACCGCCAAGGAGUUUCUCUGGGCAGCUGCCGCGGAAAAGGCAUACCUAUUCAUCGUUGUAAAUGGUUUCGACAACAUCAGAGAUAAGGAACGGUGCGAGAAGAUGAUCCUAGAGCAAGUUCACGGUCUAAGUCCCCGAACUUUCAAAGAAUCAUCUGAGCUUGUUCAUUUCGUGUCAAGCAAUGCUGUCCCUACGGCCCCGCCACCCGGCGGUCCAGGAGGAAAUGGCAGCGGCUCUUCGAGUGGAGGCGGUGGCGGCGAUGAUCCGAGCGGUGAUCCGAAAGGCAAGGGGAAAGACAAGGAAAAGCUCCAAGACUUCGAGAAGCUAGAGCAGUCAUUACGACGAUUUGUCCUUGAGAAGCGAGCCCAUUCAAAGCUCGCUCCCGCCAAGACAUACUUGCUGAAUAUCCUGAACGACGUCAAUGUUCUCGCCACGGUCAACUCUGAGGUUGCUCAAUCGGAGAUCAAGCGCGUCACAAGGGAGCUCAAGGAGAUUGAGCCUCAAUUGGAGUCGAGCAAGAAAGUGCAGAAUGAGAUCAAAGACGAGAUUGACCAGACAAUCGAAGAGACUUGCAAGGAUGUCUAUGAUUAUACCCGUUCAACCCUGAAUUCCGCCAUUGCUCACGCAGGUGAUGAUACUCAGGGCGUCAUAUAUCCUGGGCUUUUCAACGCCUUUGAGUAUGCAGAAGAACUGAAGGAGGCAAUGCUGUCUCAAAUCCAGGCCUCCGUUGUGCAGUGCGAGGACCACGCUCGCACGAAGACCGUCAGUGGUGUCAACGCUAUCAAGCAAUUGGGCAUCCUUCACCUCGGCAACGAGUACAGUGAUCUCAGCUUCCGACCUGAUGUGAUGUUCCGCCGCAAGCGUGACGUCCUAGCCAAACAGAUUGACAUUCCGACGGAACUCUGGGACUUUGUCGACUGGUCAACUCUCCUCCAAGAACAGGAGAAGGUUGCCGGUACAGGCAUGGCUCUCACCGUCGCCACGGCCGUUGUGCCACGCCUUAUAGGAGGCUACGGCUGGGCGGAUCACGCAUUGAGCGCUGCCCGUGUGCUCGGCAACGACAACCUUCGCCGACUGAUCGUGCCUGGCAUCAUCCUCGCUGCCAUUGCUGCCUCCGCAUAUGUCCUCAACCAGAUCCCCAGGUCUCUCCCUCAGCGUCUCUCCACCAAGAUCUCCACUCAGCUCACAUCCAUCGACUACGUACACGCCAACUCCACGCGGAUAGCCGGCUCCGUGCGCAAGGUCCUGCGCUACCCAGCAGAUUCUCUCCGCGUCGGCUUCCAGCGCUCGGUCGAGGAGCUCGGCUCCCGGCGCGAGGAGACCCUGCGUGUCAAGGCCGAGAGUGAUGUCGCCCUGAAGUACUUCGGCAACCUGGUACGAGCCAGCGCCGAGCACCGCACCAAGGUCGAGUCGAUUGACCUCGACCACAACCCCCAGGGCAUCGCUCAGUAA